Messenger RNA from Myodes glareolus (Bank vole), 1120 nucleotides. It is a transcript of the gene Prps1l1, whose product is annotated as phosphoribosyl pyrophosphate synthetase 1 like 1. Gene Ontology annotation, molecular function: magnesium ion binding; ATP binding; ribose phosphate diphosphokinase activity. The record is from RefSeq and is a predicted model, not a curated record. Gene Ontology annotation, biological process: 5-phosphoribose 1-diphosphate biosynthetic process; purine nucleotide biosynthetic process; ribonucleoside monophosphate biosynthetic process. Gene Ontology annotation, cellular component: cytoplasm; ribose phosphate diphosphokinase complex. NCBI's taxonomy places the organism in Eukaryota, Metazoa, Chordata, Mammalia, Rodentia, Cricetidae.
CUGACCACCGGCAGUGCAAUGACCGGAAGCUGUUAGGGUCUGUGGUCCAAGUUCCGUUCCAAGGCGGCAGAGCCUGGACCAUUUGAAUCUAGGAUCUCUGGCCAAGAUGCCGAACAUUAAAAUCUUCAGCGGCAGCUCCCACCAGGACUUAUCCCAGAAGAUUACUGAGCGCCUGGGCCUGGAACUCAGUAAGGUGGUAACUAAGAAAUUCAGCAACCAGGAGACCUGCGUGGAAAUUGGGGAGAGUGUGCGCGGAGAGGAUGUCUACAUCGUUCAGAGCGGUUGCGGCGAAAUCAACGACAGUCUAAUGGAACUUUUGAUCAUGAUUAAUGCUUGCAAGAUCGCUUCAGCCAGCCGGGUGACUGCAGUCAUUCCGUGCUUCCCUUAUGCCCGUCAGGAUAAAAAGGAUAAGAGCCGGGCUCCCAUCUCUGCGAAGCUUGUAGCAAAUAUGCUGUCUAUAGCGGGUGCCGAUCACAUCAUCACCAUGGACCUUCACGCUUCUCAGAUCCAGGGCUUUUUUGACAUCCCGGUAGACAAUCUGUAUGCAGAGCCAGCAGUCCUAAAGUGGAUAAGGGAGAAUAUCUCUGAAUGGAGGAACUGUACAAUUGUGUCUCCUGAUGCUGGCGGGGCGAAGAGGGUCACUUCCAUCGCAGACCAUUUGAAUGUGGAUUUUGCCUUGAUUCACAAAGAACGGAAAAAAGCCAAUGAAGUGGACCGCAUGGUUCUCGUGGGCGAUGUGAAGGAUCGCGUGGCUAUCCUCGUGGAUGACAUGGGCGACACUUGUGGUACGAUCUGCCACGCGGCUGACAAACUUCUUUCAGCAGGAGCCACCAGAGUUUAUGCCAUCUUGACUCACGGGAUCUUCUCUGGCCCCGCCAUUGCACGCAUCAACGGUGCAUGCUUUGAAGCCGUGGUGGUCACUAAUACCAUACCUCAGGAGGACAAGAUGAAAGAAUGCACCAAAAUCCAGGUGAUUGACAUCUCCAUGAUUCUUGCAGAAGCCAUCCGGAGAACCCAUAAUGGAGAAUCUGUUUCCUACCUGUUCAGUAAUGUUCCCUUGUAAUGAAAUGACAUAGAUUUUUACAUACAGUGAGAUAAAAUAAAAGUAAACCCUGUUCAA